Messenger RNA from Amphiprion ocellaris (clown anemonefish), 4365 nucleotides. RefSeq names its product v-src avian sarcoma (Schmidt-Ruppin A-2) viral oncogene homolog (gene src). Gene Ontology annotation, biological process: innate immune response; osteoclast development; progesterone receptor signaling pathway. Gene Ontology annotation, molecular function: non-membrane spanning protein tyrosine kinase activity; growth factor receptor binding; ATP binding. The transcript has 14 exons. Bases 367 to 2025 code for a protein of 552 amino acids. Gene Ontology annotation, cellular component: extrinsic component of cytoplasmic side of plasma membrane. Lineage: Eukaryota; Metazoa; Chordata; Actinopteri; Pomacentridae. The record is from RefSeq and is a predicted model, not a curated record.
GGUCUUGAUUUGGUGUCGCUGCUUUCAAGCAGGUUGUCGGCUGCUGCUUCUGGACGGAAAGCUCCGGGUUCCUGCCAGCAUCCGAGUCUCUCUGCUGUCUUCCUCUAGACUAGUGAAUGGAAGAUGUGUCCGUAGCUCCGGAGGCUUCCUCACCGGGCCGCCCCUCCACUUGAAUGGGAUCCUCGUCGCCUCUCUCCGUCGCUGGCUUCUGGCACCGACCGUCUCCGCUGCUCCCAAUUUUAGGAUCUGCGCGCUUUUAGUCUCUCUAAUCAGUUUAUGAAUGGUUUGAUGCGACAGCCGCCUGUCUGAUCGGCUGAAGAGCGACGACGCCAAAUCUUCGGCAGCCUGCGCUUCAGAGCCUCGGUCAUGGGGGGAUCCAAAAGUAAACCCAAGGAUGUAGGCCACCGAACCCAUAGCAUUGAUGCCAACCUCAGCUCUGGGGGAGGGGCUGGUGGACGCCACCUCAACUCCACUCAACAGUCCCUCACACCCAACCGUAGUCCUACUAUGGAUGGAGGCCUCAGUGGCAAUCAGUCGAUGGGCAACAACGCAGAGCUGGCCCUGUUUGGAGGUGUUGACAACAACGCUGUCACCUCGCCCAACAGAAUCACACUAGCAGGAGGCGUGACGACCUUUGUGGCGUUGUAUGACUAUGAGUCUCGAACGGCCUCAGAUCUGUCUUUCAGGAAGGGCGAACGCCUCCAGAUAGUAAACAAUACGAGGAAGGUGAACUGCAGAGAAGGGGACUGGUGGCUGGCGCACUCCCUGACCACUGGAGAGAGCGGUUAUAUCCCCAGCAAUUAUGUGGCUCCAUCUGACUCCAUCCAGGCAGAAGAUCAUCUCAAACUGACUCUAGAGUCCAGAUGGUACUUUGGCAAAAUCACACGCCGUGAUUCCGAGAGAAUGCUGCUGAGUUUAGAGAACAGGAGAGGAACUUUCCUGGUCAGAGAGAGUGAGACCACCAAAGGUGCCUACUGUCUGUCUGUGUUGGACUAUGACAACACCAAAGGGCUCAACGUGAAGCACUACAAGAUCAGGAAGCUGGACAGUGGAGGCUUCUACAUCACAUCGCGCACACAGUUUGCCACCCUGCAGCAGCUUGUCAACCACUAUCGCAAGCAUGCUGAUGGACUGUGUCACAGUCUCACAGAGAUUUGUCCCGUACUGAAGCCUCAGACUCAGGGCUUAUCCAAGGACGCCUGGGAGAUCCCAAGAGAGUCCCUUCGCCUGGACCUCAAGCUUGGACAGGGCUGCUUUGGAGAGGUCUGGAUGGGAACAUGGAACGGUACAACACGGGUUGCAAUCAAGACUCUGAAGCCCGGCACUAUGUCCCCUGAGGCCUUCCUGCAGGAAGCUCAGGUCAUGAAGAAGCUGAGACACGAAAAGCUGGUUCAGCUGUACGCCGUCGUAUCUGAGGAGCCCAUCUACAUCGUCACAGAGUACAUGGGGCAAGGCAGCCUAUUGGAUUUCCUGAAAGGAGACAUGGGUAAGAUGCUCCGCCUCCCUCAGCUGGUGGACAUGGCCUCACAGAUUGCUUCAGGGAUGGCUUAUGUGGAGAGGAUGAACUAUGUGCACAGAGACCUUAGAGCUGCUAACAUCCUGGUGGGAGAUAACCUGGUUUGCAAAGUUGCUGAUUUCGGUCUGGCUCGCCUCAUUGAGGAUAAUGAAUAUACCGCCAGGCAAGGAGCCAAGUUUCCCAUCAAGUGGACGGCUCCUGAGGCUGCGCUUUAUGGCCGCUUCACUAUCAAAUCUGACGUCUGGUCUUUUGGGAUCCUGCUGACUGAACUGGCCACCAAAGGCCGAGUGCCCUAUCCAGGUAUGGUGAACCGGGAGGUGUUAGACCAGGUGGAGCGUGGUUACAGGAUGCCGUGCCCAGCGGAGUGCCCCGAGUCCCUUCAUGAGCUGAUGCUGACCUGCUGGAGGAAGGAGCCUGAGGAGAGGCCUACCUUUGAGUACCUGCAGGGCUUCCUGGAGGAUUACUUCACCUCCACAGAGCCUCAGUACCAGCCAGGAGAGAACCUGUAACUGGGUUGACCAUGUUUACGUGCACGCGUUAUGGAUGUGCAAAACUGAGCAUGUGCAUCUGCUUGAACAAGUAUGUGUGAGGGCAUGUUUGUUUGUGCAGAAAUCUGACAUCAUUCUGGGUACAAUCAAUGACUCUCUGACGUGGAGUGUCGGUGGAUCAUCAAACCAAUCAGCUAAAUCCAGUCUUUCCAAAGACAUUUUCAUUUUCUCCAAUGUGUCCGUUCUAAGGGACUAUUUUCAAAGUAAGGGACUUUAAGUGUGGUGUUAUAGUUUGUCAUACAGAACACUGUCAAUCAAAACAACAUCCUAAACAAGCAAACAGGUUUGUCUACCUUCCUUGUGUUUGUAAGGUGCCCUAAUUUUACAUCCCCCAAGCAUUGUUCGUGUGUUAACUCGCCUGACUGAUCUUGCAGCGUCAACACAGCAAGUGAAGCCCGACUGAGACUGCACAUUAGUCUGACACAGGAGUUCAGAGAUUGAACAUUGGAUACAAGUACAGUAUUGUCCUGCUGACAACAACACCACAGGAUGGCUAUUUUUCUUUAGGAUCCCUUUUGAAACACAUGCUCAGACUCUGUCUUCCAUUUCUCCACUUUAAGAAGCCACCAUUUGGAACCUACAAUAAUCAAAUAUUGUGGAUCUUAAUUUUUUUAAAUUUUAUUAUUAGACCUGGAUCAACUGGAAAAUUUUCAUAGGGGCAUUUUUAUUUUAUAAUCAUGCUUCCCUUGUGCAACAUUGAGGCUACUAUCCCAUCUGCUGUGAGAUUUUGUAAGAGUGUGCAGUCUUCUUCACUAAUUAGAUGAAUUGAUUUAUCGCUGUGACCAACAUACAGCUCAACACAAAGAAAACAAGAGGUGAAGUCUGCCUCUCUAUUUUCUAAUUGUGACUUUUCAUACUCUUGACAAAAGGCUACUGAUCACUAAAGGUCAUCUCAGGAUGGAGAAGACAAGAAUUCUGCUGCAAGGAUUUUUGUGCCAAUGAAAAUCUCUUUUGUACUCUCUUCUACUGUGUAAAAGUGUAUUUUAAUACUCUCAACUUUUCUUAUGCUGAAGCUUGACUUGUGUAAAGAGAGGUUAUGUUCUUCUUCUGAGAGGAUAAUCCACUGUUUUGAGAUUCUGCACCUGUGUACACUACCAACCGGCUCACCGGCAUGGUUUUAAUGUGCUGAUUUGCUCUCAAGAAUUCAAAUUAAAAUCAGGUGAAUCUUCCUUUAUGUCUCCUUUUCAGUUCUGACCUUUCAUUACUGACACUGGAUAUAUUGCGUUUCUGUUCUCAGUGGAGAUGAUCAAGGAGCAACCGAGUGAAUUUGUGUUACUGCUCCCUCUGACCUGUAGGAGGCGGACUACAAAGCUUCCCUAUUAACACUUUAGCAUGUACAGCAAAUAAAUUGGCAUCUUGACACUUAAUUGUAAAUAUCCUUAAUGCUAAUAUUUUGUAUAUAUCAUCUUUAUAAUUUAUUCCUUUUCAAAUAUCCCAAUUGUUUAUUUUGCUUUCAGCAUUAUUGUUCAACCUUGUUUAUGGUACUUUAAUGGGUUAAAUAACACCUGCCAGUAAUGAUAUUAAAAGAAUAUAUAUUGUUAUUAUAGAAACACUUUUCAUUCCAAUAUGUUUAUUUGUGCACGUAUUUCUGUGAAACUUAAUCUCAGUUGUACAUUUUCAAUAUGACUGACAGAAGUGGUGAGAAGAGAUCGCACUGAGUCACAUCUUUGUCGAGACAGUUCUGUCUGUGCAGAUACUGAUAAAGAACCAGCAUUGCUCCUUCCCAUAAUACAAUCGAUACCAUCAAUGUUUACAUCAUCACAAUCUGCAGAUCAUUUUGGUGCUGCUUUAGAGGCCGAGGAAAAAAGCGGCGACAUUUCUUGCCCAACAGUGUGUGCCCCUAUCCCCUGUAUGUGUGUGCUUCAUUCAGUGGUACGAUCAGAUCCUCCAGUCUGGAUUUCAUAAAGCACUACUAACUAAGAUUCAGUAGCUCCACACAGAAGAUGACAUAGCUGCCACAAAUGGAAGGAGCUUGUUGCGCUGACCUGCAUAGGUGUAGUCAGGCCGUCUAGCAUCAUCCCCUUCUUUUCCCUGCUGUCUCAUGGAAUGCUUGUGAGCAAAAAUACGGGAAAAGUGCAUGUUAAAGGUCAUAUAGUCAGUAUGCAACCUUGCUUGUAAGCCAAGGGCAUUUCUUGUGGGGUUCCGUGGGUAUCCUUUCUGGCUAUGCAGAUAUUUUUUAAACCUGUAAUUUUCCUAUAUAUACUUUUUUCUACUGUAAUCAAUGGGAAUUUUCACAUAAAUAAUUCUUUGUUAAAUCCUACUGGAUAUUGUUCAAAUUUGAAUAAAAUUUGUACAUUGCCA